AUGUCAUCAAUGUGCAUGAAGAUAUUGGCAGUCUUUCUCUGUUUACAGUGUAAGUUUAGUUUUACAGUAUAGCUAACUAGAAGGGAGGAGGAAGAGGAUGUCUAGAGCGUGAGCUAAAGCUAGAGUUAAAUCUAGAGCUAGAGCUAGAGCUAGAGCUAAGACUCCAACACGUAAGACGGGCUAAAACUAAGAUUAGAACUAAAGCUAUCUGAGUAUACCAUGCCUCAAAAAACCUCCUUCUUUGAUGAACAGUAUCUUAAAAAUGUUAUGACAUGAACUUUUAAAAACCUUUCUGUUUUGUGACUUAUGUACUGUAAUAUCGUAUCGCUGAAAAGAUGAAAAUCGAGGUUUUUAAAGUUAAGGAGAUUUAUGGCUUUAAAAUUUGAAUAAUCUCAAUUGACUUGCGUAAAUAAACUAUUUUUAUUAUUGGCUCAUCGCGGAUUGCUAUGAUGAAAUCAAAGCAAUUUUGAAAAUUAAAAAAAUUUUUGAAAUUUUCGCAAAAUUCUAGCUCUAGCCCUCGCCCAGACCUCUAACCCCAAGUUCUAGCUCAUGCCCUAGCCCGGAGCUUGAGUAAUAACUCCAGUCGUUUUAAAAGUUCAAGUUGUACUAAAUAUACGCUUUAAAACAACUUGUCAUGCCUUUCAGUUCAGCUUAAAAAUAAGCACGCUUUGGGUACUUUAGUUUCAAAAUUAUGAAUUCUUAGCAUUAGGUGCUAAUCUUGUUACAAUUUCCAAAUGUUACAAACGAAACGUAUAUAGGAUCAAUGUAUUACAGUAGAAAAACAUUAUUUUAAAGUGCAAAGUUGUAUUUUAAAAUUUUGAAAAAUAUUGUUUGGCUACUAAAAGAUUCUAAUCAGCGAUCUGCCGGACCGGUCUAACAAAACGCUGGGAUUAAGACAAACAAUGUAAGGCUAAAAUUAAGGCAAGGCUACAGCUAGGGUUGUUGGCUAGGAUUCUGAACUAGGGCCCUGGGCUAGGGCGCUGGGCUAGAACUCUGAGCUAGGAUUCUGAACUAGGGCUCUGGGCUGGAGCUCUGUUCUGGAGCCUUAAGAUAAAGCUCUGGGCUAGAGUGAAGCCAGAACUAUGGAAACUUACGGUAAGACUACAGUACAAUAUGUUACAAAACUAUAAGUACUUCCACAAUACAAAUAUAGCAUUAAAAAUGUAUAAUCAAAAAGUGCACGAUUAUUUACAAGUUAUUUCCUUAUGAAAAGGUUAAUAUUGACGUUGCCAGCUAAUUUCAUACUAUAUUGUUUGUUUUCGACGAACACUCAUAAUGAAAUGUUUUAUGCAUAACAGAUUAGGGUUGAGUAGCAGUUUUUUAAAAUUUAAAAUUAAAAAAAUUUUUUUUUAAUUUUAAGUUUUCUACCCUACCCUACCCUCUCCUGCCUUACCCUACCCAACCCUAGUAUACCCUGCCCUGCUCUAUUAAUAAAGUUUUAAAUUUCAAAAAAAAUUUUUUUUAAUUUUAAAAAAUUUUACAAAACCACCUACUAAACAUUCUUUUUUCAGUAGUAACAUCAGUCACCUACUACGACGUCUAUCGACGAAUGAGAUCGCACGAAAAAAAGAAUUCAGAUGAGUUGUCGCCAGAAUGGGAGAGGUAUAUCAAUCAGAUGAGUCUAAAACAACUUGAUGAAGCCAUUGCCCAACUGCGCCCUUACGCCGAGAAAUAUCGAAAAGCCAAGAGCUUGGACGACAAGCCUUCCAUAUCUCAAUAUUACCCAUGGAUCGUCCCUUUCUAA
Molecule: messenger RNA, 1744 nt
Organism: Bursaphelenchus okinawaensis
Lineage: Eukaryota; Metazoa; Nematoda; Chromadorea; Rhabditida; Aphelenchoididae
Source: the annotation of a GenBank genome assembly